AUGACUAUGAAAAAUCGUGGUUCUAAACAGAGCCAAACGUCUGAACGAAUUCCUUUACUAGCUACCCCAGAUACCGAUGGGCUCUAUUUUUAUAGUCAGCUUGACCCCUGGCAACAGGAUAAUCACUAUAUCCGAUCCGGAUAUGUGAAAGAAACAAACAGCUACGCUGGAAGCAUAAGGUCAUUGCUAUAUCUACACAACGAAAGUGUUAACAUAUACACACACUUGGUGCCUGCCUUCUUUGCGUUCAUCUUUUUCACAAUCUUCAUAGACAAUGUGGUAUUGCAGAAUGAAGACCAUUGGUGGGUGCGUCCCACAUUCAUGCUAUUCGGCGUAGGACUCUCAGUAUGUCUCUCACUGUCAGCGCUGUUCCAUUUAUUCAAGUCACACUCGCAUCUGGUAUGCAAGUUUGGCAAUCAAUGUGACUACUUUGGCAUUGUGGUGAUGAUCACCUGCUCGCUUAUUUCAGUGAUGUCGUUUAUUUUCUACGAGGAGCCCAAGUAUAAGAUCGGCUUCAUUAUUUUGUUUCUUAUCCUCGGAUCCAUCUGCACUGUGGUGACCUUUGAUUCGAAGUUCUCUACUCCACAUUACAGACCAUUCAGAUCGGCGAUGUUUAUUUUAUUUGGAUUGUCUGGUAUUCUUCCUGUUAUUGGGGCCGUUCAUCUUUACGGAUAUCAAAAUGCUGUACAGAGAUCUGGGGCUUACUGGCUUAUCGGCGAGGGCUUCUUCUAUAUAUUUGGAGCUUGUCUAUAUGCACUUAGAAUUCCUGAGAAAUGGGUCUACGAAGAAACGGACGGCGACUUCAAGAAGGGAAAAUUCGAUAUUUUCGGCAGCCUGCACCAGAUCUUCCAUGUGAUGGUCGUUAUCGCAGCAUACUGCCACUGGCGUGGGCUUUAUGACAGUUAUAUUGACUGGACUGUACGCACCAGUGUUGUCUUUUAA
Molecule: messenger RNA, 942 nt
Organism: Australozyma saopauloensis
Lineage: Eukaryota; Fungi; Ascomycota; Pichiomycetes; Serinales; Metschnikowiaceae
Product: PAQR-type receptor
Exons: 1
Coding region: 1-942 (313 amino acids)
Biological process (GO): intracellular zinc ion homeostasis
Cellular component (GO): membrane
Molecular function (GO): signaling receptor activity
Source: RefSeq, a predicted model, not a curated record